CAAGGCUCUCUGACUGACUCCUUGGCUUAGCGGCUAAAGACUGAUGCUGCCUGAUCGCCUCAGAAGUCCCAAAACCAUCACGGAUGCUGAGCUUCGGAUAACUCUCACAGUGGAAGAGGGAGCACUAUGUCUGCAGAAGUCCUGGAGGCAGCCUCUGCGGAGGAGCAGAAGGAAAAGGAAGAUAAAGUGACUAGUCCAGAUAAAGCUGAAGAAGCAAAAUUAAAAGCAAGAUAUCCUCAUCUGGGACAAAAGCCUGGAGGUUCAGAUUUCUUAAGGAAGCGAUUGCAGAAAGGGCAAAAAUAUUUUGAUUCUGGGGAUUACAACAUGGCUAAAGUAAAAAUGAAGAGCAAGCAACUUCCUACUGCAGCUCCGGAUAAGACAGAGGUCACGGGUGACCACAUUCCUACUCCACAGGACCUUCCUCAACGGAAACCAUCCCUUGUUGCUAGCAAGCUGGCUGGCUGAUUAAAAGAGCUGAACUGCAUGAAUCUGCUAAUUCCCAUUAUUUCUCUUUAAUAUGUUACUUACCUACUUUUUAUUUCCUUUCAUUCACGAAGUCAUUUGAGACUGACAGCUUUGCAGGUAUCAGUAAUGUGUGCUGCUAUUGUGGAAUAUACAUAUGUAGAGUUUUUGAUUAGUUUAACAGUGCACUGGUGAAGAGUACAUGUCAGAGCAACACAAGUAAACUACUUGAAAAUAAUUGUAUUACCUAACUCCUAGUGUAGUACUGGUUCUAACAAGUAACAAGCAAGUUUUAAAAUUUUAAUGUUUUGAUUUUCAUUACUUCAUCUUAAUUAUAGCUUUGUAUGUUACUCUUUUUAAUAUACUCUCUAUUGUAUUGAUUUCUUCUGUAUUUACCUUUGGAUUUUGUAAAACAGAAGUUUAAGACCACAAGUUAGAAGAAAGGUCACCUAUUUCAAACACAACUAGAUGGGGCUCCGCAAGAUUUGUAUCUCUGUGCUUGAACUUGAAUGGCCUUGAACCUGUUUCAGCUUUAACAGUAGAAUUUUACUUGGGCAAUAUUUGUCCAUUCUGGUGUAACUUAUGUGACCCUAGUGCUUUAACAGCUGCCGUUGAAGCUAAUAUUCUUAUUCAUUUCUGUAGAGUUAGAAUACCUUUUGUUGUUGAAGAUGUGCAUUGAUUGUU
Pongo pygmaeus (Bornean orangutan) is the source of this 1146-nucleotide messenger RNA. Its product is annotated as cAMP-regulated phosphoprotein 19-like. Gene Ontology annotation, cellular component: cytoplasm. The transcript is spliced from 2 exons. The record is from RefSeq and is a predicted model, not a curated record. The coding region runs from base 127 to 465 and encodes 112 amino acids. NCBI's taxonomy places the organism in Eukaryota, Metazoa, Chordata, Mammalia, Primates, Hominidae. Gene Ontology annotation, molecular function: protein phosphatase inhibitor activity.